AUGCUGGGCUCUGUUGCGGCCGGCGGCGCGUUGCUGACGCACAUGGACCUAGCCCGCAUGCUGGACUGGGGCGGCCUGCCCGGCUCGCUGCCGGCGCUCGCGCCGCUGUUCGGCCCGCUGCUGCUUCUCGAAACCACGCUGCUCGCCGUGCCGUGGCGGCUGCCCGCGGCGCUCCUUGAGCAGGGCGCCUCCAACAACCCCAAAGACACGACGACUGAUUUCAGCGCCAGCGCUUCCAUGAGCGGAAGCAACAGCAGCAUUGGCAGCACGAGUAGCAGCAGCAGCGGCAACGGCAGCGGCGGCGGCAGCGCUGCCGAGCGUCGCGGCGUGGGGGACAGCAGUGGGGCCGUGCGGCACGCGCAGCCCCCAGUGGACCUUGACCUUCUGGAGGCUGCGGGCUGGAGCCCCGCGGCGCUGCAGCUGGGGCUGGCAGAGUACCGGCGCUCCGCACUGGUGGCACCCGGCGCUUGGGGCCGGCCGCCUUUGAGGGUUGAGGCGCCAUUGGUGGCGGCGCGCGCCGCUAGCGAAGAGGCCCUGAGAGCGUUCACUAUCACGUUCUUGGGCGGCUGGGGCGCUGGCAGGCUGCUGGAGGCAGGCCUUGAAGAUGUCGUGCGGCUGCCGGCGCUGAUGUUAUUUCUCGUCACCGGCGACGGCGGGGACGUGGAAGUGCCCCUGCAGCUGCUCGCCCGUUGCCUUGCAGCGGGCGUGCUGACGGCCGUGCUGCUGCCUGUGGCCGCCAUCGGCGCCGCGGACGCUCAGGAGGCAGCGGCGGCAGCGCUGCUGCUGGACACUGAGGCAGGCCGCGCCGCGGCGCGCGCCGUGGCCGCAGACGCGGCACCGCCAAAGCGCCGCAGCCGCGAGUGGCGUGCGGAGGACGCCUUCCGAGUAGAAGAGGAGGGCGGGCGGGCGGCGCAGGCUGUGUCAAAAACGGAAGCGGCACUGGAUGCUUUGCUGGGGCAGCUCGGCGGCGCUGGGAGCGGCGGCGGCGGCAGCGGUGGUAACAGCAGUAGCAGCAGCAGCAGAAGCAGCGAGGUCAGCAAGCAGCUGCCGGCCACAACAGCAGGGGAGGCGUCUGCACGGCCUUCCCAGCAGGAACAAGCAGGUUGUAAACCUGAAAAGGAGGAGGAGCAGGAGGAGGAGGGGGACGAGGAGGUUGACCCUUUGGUGCUGGAGUGGCGGGUGCAGUUUGCAGGGGAGCGCUGCGCCAACAGCGUCCCCGCCCGCAUCGCCGGCUGGCUUGCUUUUACACGCGGAGCGGGGCGCCUGUUUGCAGCCAACGUCGGGUUUGUGGCGUCCGGCGGCAACCUGGCGGCAACGCUGACUGCAGUGCUUGCGCUGAGCGCGCUGCGGCUCGGCUGCGCGGUCGCCAAUGGGCGCCGCGACGGCGAUGGUGGGGCGGUUGCCGGCAGGGCCGGCCGCAGAAGCGGCGAGUAA
Monoraphidium neglectum is the source of this 1434-nucleotide messenger RNA. RefSeq lists its product as hypothetical. Lineage: Eukaryota; Viridiplantae; Chlorophyta; Chlorophyceae; Sphaeropleales; Selenastraceae. The transcript has 2 exons. The record is from RefSeq and is a predicted model, not a curated record. The coding region runs from base 1 to 1434 and encodes 477 amino acids.